AUGAAGGCGAGAGCGGGAUUCGGCGCGGCCAAGCCGCUGCCAGGACAACAAGGCUACAAGGUGAAGGAGUCUCAGCGCCUAGAAGCCGAUGCGCAGCGCAUGGAGGAAGACCUUCUCCGCGUGCGCGAGCGUAUGGCGCUCGAGGCGCAGCAACGGGAGAAAGGCAAGGCCAAGAUGAAGGACGGCAAUCGCUGGCGCAGUGCGCGAGAAGACCGCGGAAGCGUGCGGAAGUAUGCACAAGACGUCCGCGAUCGACCUGUUGGCGAGAAGCGCAAGACGAAGAGCCAAGCGCCAUCCCCGGGCCCUCGGCUGGACGCUUGGAGCGUCGCCCACGUUCUCGAGUGGCUAAGUCGCGUCGGUCUCGGCCACCAUACGUCGACAUUCGAAUUCAAUGAGGUGUCAGGCUCGGUGCUCAUGGAGAUCACACCAUCCGACUUGGACUACCUGCAAAUCACUGAUGCAACGGAACGCAAGGCGAUCUUUCACCAAAUCGAGCAGCUGCGUCGCACCUCGGGGCCACCGCCUGUGGUCAAGGUGCCAUUGCCCACAAACGUCGAGGACGAUAAGCUUCACGAUGCCAAGAUUUUACCACUUGCCACCGCCAAGAAAACGAAGCACUGGUCGCAGUUGGCGCCGAUUGCUGACAAUCCAGUCAUGGGGGCACCUGGCGCACCAGUCAACUUGGCGGACGGCGACUUCAACGAAGCGGAGAGUCACGAGUCAUUCUUGAAAGCGCUCUUGGAAUGGCGCGCCACGGAUGUGCAGCCCGAGCACGAUGACAAUGGGUUCUGGUCCAACCCGCUUGGACAUGAUGCUGGGGGCGGUGCACUUCUCAGCGGCCAGUUUGAUGAAGAGCAGAGCCACGCAGCUUUUCUCGACGCGCUAGCUGCAUGGCGCCGCAAGCCCACCAACAGCAUCAACAGUGCGCAAACACCCAAGGAAACGACGCAAAGUGGCACAGCUGGUAGUCCCAUCGAGCCGAAGCGAAGCUGCUGGCAGUGCUACGCUCUCUUCAAAACGUCGCAAAUGAUUCUCGACGCGGCGUCGCGCAAGGAGUUUUGCUCCAACGAGUGCAGAGGCCGGUUUUGUGUCGAGUACGCACGGUUCUACGCGCCUACCUCGCUCUCUGGGAGUGACUCGCCCAGCAAUUAAGAGCCAU
Molecule: messenger RNA, 1159 nt
Organism: Saprolegnia parasitica CBS 223.65
Lineage: Eukaryota; Oomycota; Saprolegniomycetes; Saprolegniales; Saprolegniaceae
Exons: 1
Coding region: 1-1152 (383 amino acids)
Molecular function (GO): protein binding
Source: RefSeq, a predicted model, not a curated record